GCUUCACACCCGGUAAAGUUAACGACAUCCCGAUUGACAUCACACCCGGUAAAGUUCACGAUAUUCUACUAUUCUACACCCGGCGAAGUUCACGAUAGUCUACGUCUUUCACACUCGGUGAAGUUCAAGAUAGUCUACAGGUAUCUCAUUGUGAAGUUCAAGAUAGUCUACGGAGGAGUGUACAAGCAGGCGUUGAGGUUCAAGGUUGAACGAGACGGCAGAGAGUACAUCGGAGAAAACGCGUUCGCCCUGGAGAGAACGGAGGCAGACGAGCUACACGGAGCACAAGCGCAUCCCUCAGGACUCAAUAUCAACGCAGUUGGACGGAGUUACUUGUUGCUUCAGGGAUGCGACCUCUCCAUCAAGAAGGUCGACGACAUCGAACUCAAGAUCGACGGGGACCUCAGACGGUAUAAUGACAUCAAAGCUAUCAUGACGCGUCUCGCCAAGCAGUCACUGGCCCAGAACAACCCAGAACAGUACGAGGGCUUCUGGGUCGACUCAGAUGAAGAAGAGUACUGGGAUUACUACGGCUACUACGACGACUACGGCCAGUGGCAGUACUACGAGGACGACGAAUGGUGGGACGAGGAAGAACAAUAUGACGAGCAGUAUUCUCCACCUACGGCUUCGGCAGCAAAUGACGAGGCGUACAAGGGAUCCGGCAAGGGCAAGAAAGGAAACCCAGGCAACUGCUGCAAGUGCGGCUCGAGAUGGCAUCGAUCUGAAGACUGCCCUGCCGGAGGCAAGAAGGACACCAAGAAAGGCGACGACAACAAAGGGAACGGCAAGAGCAAGUCGGACUCGAACAACGGCAAGGGCAAGCAUCGUGGCGGAAAGGGCCGCGGUCGAGGCAAAGGACGAGGAAAAGGUUACCGUGGCAGAGGCAAAGGCAAAGGCAAGAAGAGCAAGGGCCACUACGGUGAUGACUACGACGAGGAGUACUACGACGAUAAUUGGGACUGGAGAACCACUCACGGCAGUUGGUAUGCGACGAGAACCAAGACCCAGAACAAGGACGCGCUGUGGAAGCCGAACCCCGUCGCCUACCUCGCGGAAUCGUUCCUGGAGGUCAACACGAGCUAUCAUUCUAUCAAAGGCACCAAGAGGUUUGGUCUGCUUUACGAUCCUGGCGCGUCGUCAGGCAUCAUCGGCACGGACGCGGUACGGGAAUAUCAGCAGGAGAUUCUCGGCGGCGCAGAGAUCGAAUCCAGACCAACCCGAGCUCAGUUCACGGGCAUCGACGGCGAGCCUACACCCGGCAUCGGCAAGGCGAUCGUACCAUUACGCAUCCCAGCCAUGAAGGACGCGACGUUCACGGGAGACAUGAUCGGAGGCAUGGGAAGCUGGUGCCCGGCUCUGAUGCCAUUGCCAACCUCGAUCAGAUACAGGGCCAUCAUGUUCUCGGCGAUGUUCGACAACGGUGACGGCAUCCUGGUGAUCUUCCCUGACAAUCGACGACUUGGCAAUCGAGCUACACCAGUGUAUAUCAGGCUCCUGUUGACGGACUCUCGGCACUACAUCAUCCCGACGGACAACCAGCAUAUCCGAGAAGAAGUUGAUCAACAAUAUCUUCAUGGAGUUCUUCUGGACCAUCUUCAAAUAUUCUGGGACUUCAAACCAUCCCGCUCUGGAGGCAGAUCGGCGGAGUUUCAAGUGGAUACAGCGCCCGCGGACACUAGCACCGGAGCGAAGUCAUCGACUUUUUCGGGCAUGAGCAAGGAUACGACCAACCCAGAAAUUCUGAAGCAGCUGGACCAUCUCAGCAAGAGCAUCGAGAGCAUCAAGGAUCACAUCGGCCAGCCCGCAGCUCCCAACACGCACCACUUCGUGAGCAUGAAGACGGCAUUCGCUGGACACAGUUGUGGAGACGACAAGUGCACUCAAGACCACCAGUAUCCUACGAGGAAAACGACUAUUACAAGAACACAAAACUUCUGGAAGGUCUGGGGCAUGUUCAAGGGCAGCGGCUUUACUGGCGAUAUGAUUCCAGACGGCCUGAAUCCGGCACAACAAGAACGAAUGCAGAAGGACUACCAGGGUAUCCCAGAGAAGUUCUACACCAAGACGAAACUGACGGUUAUUACCCCCAGAAAUGCGGACAGCUUCCUGAAACAUCUUCAAAAUUACAAGAUCACGAGCGUGGACAUGCAGGAACACUUCUCGGGAAGCAGUACCUUGUCAUUCUGGGCAUGGAGGUGCGAAUUCUUUGUAUUAUUCCCAACGGAUAUGAGAUGCGGCUGGAACCUCGGGCUGAAGGAACACCAGGACAUCAUUGCCAGAUUUCAGAAGGCCAUCCGUAUCCAGGUGAAAUUCUACACGCCAGAGUGCACCCCCUGGUCACAGGCGAGUCAGACGGCAGAUCCAGAGAGAAAGGCAGCGAAUCGCUCAGCAGAUCUUCCAGCACUUCAAUGGGUAUCCGACGAGUGCAAGAACACGAACCUGGACGGCACGGACUACGUCAUAGAGAACCCGGCCAAGAGCGCGAUCUGGGAGGAGUCACCUUUGAAGGAGCUGCAGAGCGACGAGCGCAUGUACAACAACAUCUGCGACCAGUGCCAGCACGGAGCUCAGGACGCAGAAGGCGCCCAGACAUCGAAGGCCAAGAUCGUCGCAGAGAAGCUGUGCAAGAACAUCUUGAAGGACAUCGGCAAGCGCAUCGAGAUGACGCUCAAGACACCAUUGGACCUUCUUUUCUGGACGUGCGAGAGCAUCAGCAGUAAAUCACCCAAGAAGGAAAUAGCGAUCAAGCCCAAUUUCGACUUGCAGCGCUUCCAACAUCAACUCGAAGAGGCGGCUUCGGAUCAAGCACGACUGGCAUUGCUCCUGGGAUUUCAUCUGAAGUUCUGGCACGCUACACCUGAUGAGAUGGCGAGACUACUGGCGGCCCUUGGAGUGGAACCGAACAUCAUCAAGCUUUGCCCACAAGUGGUCAAGGAUCUGUGCGAAGGUUGUCGCAAGUAUGCUAUGCCGUUACACCGACCAGCGUUUCGCGCACGCAUCACAACGAAGUUCAACGAGCGAGUUCAAGGCGAUUUAUUCUUCCUGUGGGACAUGACAUGGCUCAUUCUAGUGGACGAGCACAUCAGAUACAAGGUCAUUGGAGUGAUGAAGGACAAGACGGCCCCAGAGUACCUACGUUGUAUGGGAGAAUGUUGGAUCAGAUUCUUUGGGCCUAUGGAGACAUUCGUAUCGGAUCAGGAAGGAGCUCUAACCUCGGACCUCGUUGGAACGACGCUGGACAGGUACACGAUCAAGCGAGAGUUUGCCGGCACGGACCCGAACAAAGAGGAGAAGAGUACUACUGGAUUGUCUAUAGCGUUGAAGAACGAGGUGGUCGCCAAGCGAGAGGGCCUCAACAUCUCCAAGGAGACGCUAGUGUACGAGGCGUCGAUGGCGCAGAACUUAUUGCUCAACUUCGGUGGAAGCACGCCCGCCAACGCACUUCUCGGCUACACUCCUAGGGACUUCUACGACGAGAACUCGGCGACCACCAUGGCCCACAAGGGCGCGCUCGAGAUUUCACCCGACACGUUUGAGUCGAACGUACGUAUGCGAUUGUUAUCCAAGCAGAAUGUCCUGAAGACGAUCGUUGAGGAACGCCUCGCCAUAGCCAACAAGUCUCGACCACAGAAACUGGACAUCGAGAGGAUCAAGGUCGGUGACAAGGUGGACUUGUAUCGCACACCGAGCAAGAAGGAUCAAGAGGGCUGGCGAGGACCAUGUGAUCUACUACAUAUGAAGAGCACAGGAGCGAUCGUGGUAUGGAAUGGAUAUCCCUACAUCGUUCCACUGCGGCACAUUCGGAUUCAUCAGAGACUAGCAGCUUGGACCAACAGCUACGAGCGUCAACAUACAGCAUCUUCACCUUCGAUGUACUUGGUCACGGAUUAUACCGACAUGCUUGACAUUGUGGAAGGCACGGUUCCGUUCAAGCCGCAGAUCGUGGGCAUGCUGAUUGGCGCCGACGGCAAGAUGCGAGCUUCAUCCAGUAUGGGAGAGACACCUCCCAAGGUUUGGAGUCUAGCUCAGCAGUGCGCAGAGGACGAAUGGGGAAUCAAAAUCGACGGUAUUGUCUUUGGCAGAUGUGUUCGACGGUUGUACGCGGUUACUGGAGCUACUUUCGGACGACAGGUGACUUGGGACUGCGCGAGACGCGAUCAGUAUGUGACAACGGACAUCAAUCCCAGCAGGCAGGUAUUGGACAACAUCAAUGCCAUUCCGAACAUGAGCGACGUCAAUGCGUGCAGCAUCCUGUUCUAUUCCUUCUCAUCAAUGGCAGAAGACGAGGAAACGAAGAAGUAUGUCAUCCCCGACUUCUCGGACAUCUCGGCGAUCGAUCCCGACGACGAGAGCAUGCUAGACCUACCUCUUCAAUGGCCUCUAUCACCUGAUCGUGACCCAGAGGACAACCACCGCCACCUGGACCGCCUCCGGCACCAGCAGUGGCAGUACAGCAUCCUGGACAUGGACAUCCUCAAGCAGCAGAAGUACAUCCUGGACUUGGACCUCCUGCUCCACCAGCUCCUCCGGCAGCUGGAAUCCGACUUCUACCCGAACACGAUCAACUACCACUUCCAGCAGGACUGCCAUACGGCGGAGGACCACCUCCGGGACCUCCACCUGCUCCUGGACGAACA
Molecule: messenger RNA, 4640 nt
Organism: Prorocentrum cordatum
Lineage: Eukaryota; Dinophyceae; Prorocentrales; Prorocentraceae
Source: the annotation of a GenBank genome assembly